GCCCAUAGUUCAGUGAUCACUACUGUGGAGGAUGCCUUUCAGGCUUCAGUUAUCAGGACAUGGGGUAUUUCUGCACUGUGUGAACAUCACCUUAGAGGGCAUCUGCAUUGACAGCAAAGACGACACCACAAGAGUCCCCUUAACGUCAUUAAUCUUAACCGCAACGCUCCUGCUGUUGAUAAACUACAACUCCCAGCAUGCCCAGUCACCAGCUGUCCAGGCAUGUGGGGAGGUGAAGUUUUCAAACAGCUGAAUGGCCAUGAUUUGGUGACCACUACAGUAGAUGAUGCCUACAAGCCUUCAGUUAUCCAGGCACGCUGGGAAUUGUAGUUUAACAGCUGGAGGUGCAUGGUUUGGUGACCACUACAGUAGGUGAUGCCUUUCAGGCAGGCAACAAAAUCAUGUGAACAUCUCCCUAUACAGCAGAACACUACAUAGGUGACAACACAAAGUUACAAGCCCCCUUAAUGUCACAAAAGUAAAACAGGACCACCAGGCCCCAACAAGCACCGAGCAUAGAGAUAAGUUGUCUGCUCGCUGCCCUGAACCAAGAACAGACCCCACAAAGGUAAUAGGGACACAGACACCUCAGGCACAAACGCAGCACAAGCUUAGACCCCUGUACACACUAAGGAUAACACGUAACGCCAUAGGCCAGCAGCAAAGCUAGGCCCCACUGGGGGGAGGGGAUAUUAUCACAGUUAUCCGCGAGCACAGAACAGACAGUGAAGCCAUAUAUCAGCCAUCACUACACGGACAGCCUGAGGAGUCCCCACAUGAAGGCGUUAGGGGCACCGGACACUGAAUAAACCGGGAUGGACACCGAUUCACCACCCAGAUUCCACGCCAGCCGCCAUCUCCUUACCUCGCUGCUGACAGAGGAAAGGGAAGGCGCGUGUCGUCAUCACGCUUUUAUACAGCCGGCGACGCUCCACUUAGGCCACGCCUACGGGUCAGCGACGUAGAAUACGUAGGCGCGAUCAAUCCAUGGCCGAUGUAAUAGGCUAGUAGGACUUUAGUACGGGUACCUGUGAGGGUCAAACCUUUUCCCUGACCUGUUACUUCACCGGAUAGAACAAGAUGAGGCUGAUCGGGCUGAGGAGAGGGACGGAGCUGCUGCGGCGGGCAGGGUUGGCUGAAUACCACACAUCUUACAGAGUGCUGGCCGGGUUAUCAGAUGAACAGAAGAACCUCAUUCAAAACGGACCAGACCUACAAGACUUUAUAUCUGGGGAUCUGAUAGAUAAAAACGUGUGGUCAGACUACAAAGGGAACCUGAAGCGUCAGAAGGGAGAGAGAUUAAGGCUUCCCCCUUGGGCAAAGACAGAGAUUCCAAUGGGAAAAAAAUACAAUGAAUUGAAAAACACAUUAAGAAGCCUGAAUCUUCACACAGUAUGUGAAGAAGCUCGAUGUCCCAACAUUGGAGAGUGCUGGGGUGGUGGAGAAUAUGGAACGGCUACUGCAACGAUCAUGUUAAUGGGAGACACUUGUACCAGGGGCUGCCGCUUUUGUUCAGUAAAAACAGCUAAAAAACCUCCCCCUCUAGAUCCAGAUGAGCCAUACAAUACAGCUAAAGCCAUAGCAGAUUGGGGACUGGACUACGUGGUCCUGACUUCUGUGGACAGAGAUGAUCUUCCAGAUGGAGGAGCCGAACACUUUGCAAGAACAGUGUCUCUAUUGAAAGAGAGGCAAGUCCGUGACCCUCGUGCAAAUUUUGAGCAAUCUGUUAGUGUCCUGAGGCACGCCAAAUAUGUUCGCCCUGACAUUGUAACAAAAACAUCCAUUAUGCUGGGGCUAGGAGAGACAGAAGAACAAGUCUAUGACACCAUGACAGCUUUACGUGAAGCAGAAGUCGACUGUUUGACCCUUGGACAGUACAUGCAGCCAACAAAACGUCAUCUCAAGGUUGAAGAAUAUGUCACGCCUGAAAAGUUUAAACACUGGGAAAAUAUAGGCAAUGAGCUAGGAUUCCUGUACACUGCCAGUGGUCCUCUGGUCCGAUCAUCCUACAAAGCCGGUGAAUUCUUCUUGAAGAACUUGAUAGAGAAAAGGAAAACAAAGGCCUUAUAAGAAAGAGUGUAGUAAUGUUGUGUGUGUACAAACAGUAUCUAUUCAAUGAAAGAAGGAUGUGGUAUACCACGUUGUGCCAAUGGUAUAAAAGCGGGUGAGCAGCAAUGUGGCAUCAGCGUUUGCUAAGACUUCAGACUGUAAAGAAACAUUUCAUUCUACUUUAGCAGAUGGCAUAAAAUCUUUAAAAGAGUGAAACCACAGCACACAAAAAUUCAGUUUGCACAAGGAGUGGAGGAGUUGCUCCUAUCAACCAAUUGGAUCAUACCUUCUAUUUUUCAAGUAUCCCAAAAAAAAAAAGUUUUUUAUUUUCCAGCAUACUGAAUGUUUUAAAUGUGUUUUACCACUGAAAAUAAAAGGAAAGGUAAUAAAUUGUGAUGGUUGGGGGUCUGACUGCUAGGGCUCCUACUGAUCACAAAAACAAGUUCUAGAGUGUCCCGUGAGUACAGUGGCCCCCUCCCCCCGACCUACCAUGACCCCAACAUACGAUCAUUUCAACAUACAAUGGCCUCUCAGAGACCAUUGCAUGUUGAAGGCAGCAUCAACAUAUGAUGCUUUUGUAUGUUGGGGCCAUCGCAUAAACAGCUAUCCGGCAGCGAAGACUGCUUCAGCUGCCACCGGAUAGCCUGUUACGGUGCCCCGUGUGGUCCGCUGACGAUCACUUACCUGUCCUCGGGGCUCCGGCACGUCCUCUUCGGGAUCCCCUGCAUCACCGUUGCUCUCCAUAGUAGUCAUCACGUCACUGCGCACCCAGUCCCAUCAUCCUAUAGGAGUGGCGUGCGUAGCGACAUGAUGGCGGCGACUGAGAGCGAGGAUGCCGGGGAAGCAGAGGCCUUGCCGGAGCGUCGGGGACAGCGAUGGAAGGCGACAUCCCGGGCAGCAGUGACUAUCUGGAGUGGUGGGGACAGGUGAGUACAACUUCCUCUACCAGUGGUCUACAACCUGCGGACCUCAAGAU
Hyla sarda is the source of this 3025-nucleotide messenger RNA. It is a transcript of the gene LIAS, whose product is annotated as lipoic acid synthetase. Gene Ontology annotation, biological process: lipoate biosynthetic process. Lineage: Eukaryota; Metazoa; Chordata; Amphibia; Anura; Hylidae. Gene Ontology annotation, cellular component: mitochondrion. Bases 1081 to 2070 code for a protein of 329 amino acids. The record is from RefSeq and is a predicted model, not a curated record. The transcript is spliced from 11 exons. Gene Ontology annotation, molecular function: 4 iron, 4 sulfur cluster binding; lipoate synthase activity.